Theobroma cacao (cacao) is the source of this 2091-nucleotide messenger RNA. The record is from RefSeq and is a predicted model, not a curated record. Lineage: Eukaryota; Viridiplantae; Streptophyta; Magnoliopsida; Malvales; Malvaceae.
GUCUUCCCCUUGUAGAGAAUAUCCAUUCUCUGCUUAUUCCAUAGGCCCUUUGGAUUCCUCUACCAUGUCUUCUACACCAUAUUAAUCAAUCCAAAAAAGGGAAAAAGAAAAAGAAAAUUCUAACUCAAUUAUUCAAAAUCCCAACUCAACACCCUCGCGCUAUAAUUGAUAGAACAGCAACACCAUGUCCCCCUCUACUUCUCUCUCUAUAAAUCCCUCUCUCUCCCCUUCUUUCUUCUUUGCAUACCCUUCGAGUUAUUCUUCUUCUUCUUUUACUUUCCACCCUCCAAAUUCUGUUAAAGUUUUGCCUUUUUCUUCUUUUUCAGCAAUACCCAUCAGCCUGGUUGUUAAAAGAAGUCAUUUUUCUGAGCCUGUGAGGUGGAAGAGUGAGAGAAAGAGAAGGGUAGUUGUUGUUAGAGCAAGCGAAAUGACUAUUACAGAGGUGAGGGAGGAAGAGGAAGGGGGAGAGGAAAGUCCUCCUUUAAUUGAUUCCGAGAACAAGAAUUCCGGGCCUCGUCGUAUUGCUCUUUUUGUUGAGCCUUCUCCUUUCUCAUAUGUGUCAGGGUAUAAAAACAGGUUCCAGAAUUUUAUAAGAUAUUUACGGGAAAUGGGAGAUGAGGUAAUGGUUGUGACAACACAUGAAGGCGUCCCACAGGAGUUCUAUGGAGCAAAGUUGAUUGGAUCAAGAAGCUUCCCCUGUCCUUGGUAUCAGAAAGUGCCCCUUUCCUUGGCACUCAGUCCAAGAAUAAUAUCAGAAGUUGCACGGUUUAAGCCUGAUAUAAUACAUGCCUCUUCACCUGGGAUCAUGGUUUUUGGUGCUCUCUUUAUUGCAAAACUACUAUGUGUACCCAUAGUCAUGUCUUACCACACCCAUGUUCCAGUGUAUAUCCCAAGAUACACAUUUAGUUGGCUGGUGAAACCUAUGUGGUUAAUUUUAAAAUUUCUUCACAGAGCAGCUGAUCUUACACUGGUUCCUUCAGCUGCAAUUGGGAGGGAUCUCCAAGCGGCUAGGGUAACUGCAGCUAACAAGAUCCGUCUUUGGAAUAAGGGUGUGGAUUCUGAAAACUUCCACCCUCAAUAUCGCUCUCAUGAAAUGCGGUUAAGAUUGAGGUGCUCCACUUAUCCGUUAUUCUGUUCCUCACUCCUCAAUUACAGUUUAACAAUUUUUCUCUUUAACGCUGUAUAUUUUUGCUUAUACAGCAAUGGUGAACCAGAUAGACCAUUGGUAAUUCAUGUUGGGCGUCUUGGAGUUGAGAAGAGUUUGGAUUUCCUCAAAAGCGUUAUGGACAGACUUCCGGAUGCAAGAAUUGCUUUUAUUGGGGAUGGACCAUACAGGGAAGAGCUAGAGAAAAUGUUUACUGGCAUGCCUGCAGUGUUUACUGGGAUGUUACAAGGUGAAGAGCUCUCUCAAGCAUAUGCAAGUGGUGAUGUGUUUGUGAUGCCUUCGGAAUCUGAGACACUUGGACUUGUUGUUUUGGAGGCCAUGUCUUCAGGAGUCCCUGUUGUGGGAGCUCGUGCCGGGGGGAUCCCAGACAUAAUUCCGGCAGAGCAGGAGGGCAAAACUGGCUUUCUCUUUAAUCCUGGAGAUGUUGACGACUGCUUGAGCAAAUUGGAGCCUCUGUUACGAAAUAAGGAAUUGAGAGAAACCAUUGGCAAAGCUGCACGUGAAGAAAUGGAGAAGUAUGAUUGGAAAGCAGCCACUAAGAAGAUACGCAAUGAACAAUACAAUGCUGCCAUUUGGUUCUGGCGGAAGAAGAGAGCACAGCUACUGAGACCUCUGCAAUGGCUGGCAAGACGCCUUUUCCCGUCACAAGAAGUCAACUAUAGGUGAUGUGUGGAUAUAUUACAUAGAUUUGCUUGGUAGAAUUAAAGGAAAUAGCAUGUCGAAAUAGGGAUUGUGAGCCUGUACUGGCCUUCAAACGGGCUCUUUCUAUGGUGUAUGUAUGAUUCUUUUGCAAUGUGUUUCUUUGUUGUAUAUCAUGUACUUGAAAUUGUUGGAAUGUAAGUUUUUACCAGAAUGAACGCCAAACUAUGGUUCUUGUGCGAAACUUUCAGCUGAACUUCCAUCAACAAACUAAAAUUUCCCAUGAA